CUGGUUUAGCUUGAUGAGAGAAAAUGAGAGGAAAACAUAAAUGCCCAAGAACUGAUUUCUCCCCACCUCUGCUUUGAAGAACACCUUUUCCAUGUCAUAGAUUCUUAGUGAUUGUCAUCUUUUCAGAGAGCUCAGAAUGUUUGGUGAAUUACAGAAAGUGAUUCCCCAAGCAUCUUGGCUGUAUGAACUCUUGAGCUGUCAAAGGACUGAGAGGCUUAUGAAGAGGUUCUGCCAGGCAAAACAGUGCUUAGCAAAGACACCAAGGAGGAGGGAAAAGGAGAAAGGGAGGGAGAGAGAGCUGAAACACUAACAAACCAUGAGAUCUAUCCGAUCUUUUGCUAAUGAUGACCGCCAUGUAAUGGUGAAACAUUCAACCAUUUAUCCAUCUCCAGAGGAACUUGAAGCUGUCCAGAACAUGGUAUCAACAGUAGAAUGUGCCCUUAAACAUGUCUCUGACUGGAUGGAUGAAAAGAACAAGUCCACAAAAUGUGAGGGUGAUGUGGAAGCAAAGGAGGAAGCUGCAGAAAGCAAUGCCAAGGAUCAAGGUGGUCGGACGUUGUGUGGUGUUAUGAGAAUUGGCUUGGUUGCAAAGGGCUUGCUGAUAAAAGAUGAUAUGGAUCUGGAGCUGGUUCUCAUGUGCAAAGAAAAACCCACAAAGACCUUGUUAUGUACAGUUAAAGACAAUCUCCCCGCUCAAAUCCAGAAACUUACAGAAGAGAAGUAUCUCGUGGAGGAGCAUGUAAAUGAGGCAGCUAUUAUUAUUCGUAACACAAAGGAGCCCAAGCUAACUUUGAAGGUGAUUCUUACAUCCCCUCUCAUUCGAGAUGAAGCAGAGAAGAAGGAAGGAGUAGAUAAUGUUGCGAUGAAAGAUCCUCCGGACUUAUUGGACAGGCAGAAAUGCCUGGAGGCCUUGGCGUCUCUGCGGCACGCCAAAUGGUUUCAGGCCAGGGCAAAUGGACUAAAAUCAUGUGUAAUUGUCCUUCGUAUUCUGCGGGAUUUGUGCAACAGAGUCCCCACAUGGGCACCACUGAAAGGAUGGCCACUCGAGCUUAUAUGUGAAAAAUCUAUAGGUACUUGUAAUAGACCUUUGGGAGCUGGGGAAGCGUUGCGACGAGUGAUGGAGUGUUUGGCGUCUGGAAUUCUGCUUCCCGGAGGCCCUGGUCUGCAUGACCCCUGUGAACGGGAGCCAACAGAUGCUUUGUCCUACAUGACAGUUCAGCAAAAAGAAGCCAUUACGCACAGUGCUCAGCAUGCCCUCAGAUUAUCAGCCUUUGGUCAGAUCUAUAAGGUUUUGGAAAUGGAUCCCCUCCCAUCAAAUAAGUCAUUUCAGAAAUAUUCCUGGUCAGUAACUGACAAAGAAGCACAUCCAUAUUACAAGGAAAUUUAUACCCUAGGUACAGGCUCAUCUGCUCUUAAGAGACCAUUUGAAGAUAGUGUCGGGGAUGAUAAAGAUCCAAAUAAAAAGAUGAAGCGUAAUCUGAGGAAAAUACUAGAUAGUAAAGCAAUAGAUCUCAUGAAUGCUCUGAUGAGGCUGAACCAAAUCAGGCCAGGGCUUCAGUAUAAGCUGCUGUCACAGUCUGGGCCGGUCCACGCCCCGGUCUUCACAAUGUCUGUAGAUGUUGACGGUACGACGUAUGAAGCGUCAGGACCUUCUAAGAAAACAGCCAAGCUCCAUGUGGCCGUGAAGGUUUUACAAGCGAUGGGGUAUCCAACUGGUUUUGAUGCAGAUGUGGAGUGUAUGAGUUCUGAUGAAAAAUCAGAUACUGAAGGUAAAAAUGAAACAGUGUCUUCAAUCUCAAGCAAUAAUACUGGAAAUUCCACAGCUGACACCUCCGCUACCCUAGAGGUAAGAACUCAGGGUCCUAUACUCACAGCAAGUGGCAAAAACCCAGUGAUGGAGCUCAAUGAAAAAAGAAGAGGUCUGAAGUACGAGCUCAUCUCCGAGACCGGUGGAAGCCACGACAAGCGCUUCGUGAUGGAGGUAGAAGUAGAUGGGCAGAAGUUCAGAGGUGCAGGCCCAAAUAAGAAAGUAGCAAAAGCAAGUGCUGCAUUAGCAGCGCUUGAAAAACUGUUUUCUGGGCCUAAUGCAGCAAACAACAAGAAAAAGAAGAUUCUUCCUCAGACUAAAGGGGUUGUCAAUACAGCUGUUUCUGCAGCAGUCCAGGCUGUUCGAGGCAGAGGACGAGGUGCUUUAACACGAGGGGCAUUUGUCGGGGCAGCUGCUGCUACUGGAUACAUCACACCAGGUUACGGAGCACCGUAUGGGUACAGUACAGCGGCGCCAGCUUACGUAAACAAGUCCAGGAUGGAAGGUUUUCCAGAGGAGGAAGAGGAACAGGAGAAAUCCAGUGAACAAAUUCUAUCUCCUGAUGUAGCCCUACCCAAAAUAGGGAGACUGCUGCAGGCAGUGUAUAGAGCACGCAACUGAAUUUUGGGAGGGAAAGGAGUAACAGUAAUUUCCCCUAAAGGGAUACUAGUAGCUUAUUUCUACAACGCCCACACUAUUCUGGACAACUUGCUUUUACACAGAACAGCAUGGCAAGAAGGGAAAGCAGAUACUGCUUCCACAACCACAUGUUGUAAUGUACAUAUUUCAGGUCACCAGUAGUGGUGUAAGUAGUUAUGACAAAGUAGGUUCAUCUUAUCAGAAAAGCAUAUUUUGACAUUCUAUCCACUUCUAUUUUUUUAAGCUAGAAGGGAGUUAAUUAUAGCACUCAUCUGUUGCGAAAGGAGUAGAGCAGAAGGUAAGUUUUAACUUCAUACUUUGAAGCUGCUAUGAGUUGAUUUAACAGUGUUCCAUGGAAACAACCUGGUGUAAUUAUUUAUUUUCUCUGUGCUCAUUUCUAUGUUCUUAGAAAAGCACAAGCUUGUGUAAGCGUAAUCAAUACAAAGUUACUCAGGGUACUGUGUCAUCUCAGCAGUGGACACUAACUGCAUCUUAAGUCAACAGGCACAUAUAAAUCAAGCUUAAUUAAGAGGAACUGAACAUCUUGGCAGGUUUUGCUUUACUACUGGCACUGUUACAAUUUAAUGAUCUAUGCAUACGGAAAUGUGUGUAUUGCUGCACUCCCAAUAGAACUUGUAGUUCUGUAAGGGCAUCCUGUAAACUAACAAAGUAAAAUGUAGUCAAGUGUAGGAGGGAGAGUAUUCUUCUUUCAUUAUUUCCACAAAGAACUGUUUAUAAGCAUACAGAAAGCGAUACUGCUCAAAGCAGAAUAAUGGUGGGCUGAAGAACAGCAUUCAGGGCAGUACAGCUUUUGAAAAGUUAGUGACUAUAUGAAUUUAAUUAUGAGAAUUCUAAUUUGCUGUACAGGUUAUUUCCUGUGUUUUCAAACUAGUAUCACUGCUUCCCUGCUCAAAAUAACAGGAUAAAGACAAGUGUAGUUUUCUAACAACAUCUAUUGCAUGGGAAUAUACAUAUACUGGAAGAAAAUGGAGGCUGUACUGCAUAGAGCAUAUUCAACUACAGAGCCAUUCUCUGGGCAAUGCUGCACAAUUUAAGAGUGGGUAAACAGGCCUUCAGGGACAACACAACACAGAACAGAUGUUUAAAAAAAAACACCACAGAAAAAAGCCUCGAAGCUUUGUCCAGUCAUACAUUUACUCUUCCCUGAAAAAGGGACAGGUACAUUCACAGGCGCUUAGUGACUUAUUCAUCAGACAUCACAAAGGUCCUUAAGGACAGCUGUUUUAAAGCUAGUCUCCUUUUGGACAGAAAAGGGAGGAAGUUUACUCUGUCUUCCAGUUCCAAAGUGCAGUGUCUUAUUUCUGAUCCUAACCCUAAGUCAAUAUUUAUUGAUCAAACUGACUAAGCUUUUUAGGUCGACAAGCUCUCUACGAAGCAAUUCUGUUCUCUCAAGCCUCUGCAGGGGCCAGCAACUGGUGCUUAACUACUGCUUCCACUCCAGAAUGUCACCCGUCCUCCAGCUGUCCCAGAGCCAUUCUGGGACACUUGCACUUCUAAGAGAGCAACACUGCUGUGGGGGGACUGUCAAAAGCACUGAAACACUACAGCAGAGGAAGUCCCAGUGGGCUGUAUGCUUUUUAACGUCCUGUCCCAUUCUUCGUGACAAAGUUGAGCAUGAAACCUGUACUGCCAAACGUACCAGCCCCUUAAAUGAGGACAUCUUUGGGAAGCAGUCUCAGAAGUGGAGUUUUUGAGGAAAGGCUGGUGUUUUCCAAGUCCCAACUCAUAAGUUGUUGGUUUUUCUUAAAUGGUUGAGUUUCCACCAAAAAUCACCAUGUCAGAUCAAAACAAUUGCUGCUAAUUUGGGCUAAAACAUCCCCCUUGUAUAACCCAAAGUACCACCACCCAUCCAUCCAAAGAAUUGUUAAGCAAAGAAUCCUCAGGAAGCAGAGGCCUGCUAAGAGUCUGCACACUAGACAGCAGACAGGAAAUCUGGCAGUGCAGUGUAAUGUGACUUUUCUGAUGACAAUUACUUCUACAAGACAAGGAAAAGACAGAGGCAGUGCUUUGGGGCAGUGUUUCAUGCUCAGCAAGUUUGUAGAGGGAAGGAAUGCAAUUCUAUAAAUCACUUGUACUGUAUUUCUGUUUCUAGACUUGAAUGAAUUUCACUUUUCCUUUGUGGGUCAGCAUAGUAAACAUUAAAGAAAAGGUCUAUUUUUCUAAAUCUCUUUCACCAAUAGAGGUCUGACCUGCAGCCAACAGAUGGAUUUAUUUAUCCACAGAGGACAGAGCGUUUAUUUUUACACUAAGAUUGGAUAUGGCAUUGAAUAAAAAGAAGUAUGACCUUUUAACUAUCUAAACCUUAAAUACUAUGAACAAAUUCCACAGAUGAGUAAUAUGGUGGACAAUUCCAACUUUCUUCCCAGUAAAUCGCUCUCUGAAGAAGUUACCCAGAAUUAAAGUUCCAAAUGAAGUACAAGAGAUCCUUGUGAUCUUCUUACAGACUACUUUCGAUAUUUAAGAUUUCUCCCAAUUUGUAAUCUGUAAAGAACAAUAAUGAUCAAACUAUUCCUGACCUAAACUGCAAAUAAAGAAACUCUAAAUGGAGUAAUUCGGCAACAACCUGAGCUAUUUAUAGCAUUAAAAAUGUCAUCUGAACACUCAAAUUUUCUUAAUUUGGUCUCAGUUGAGUGGGAAGAAAAAUAACUGCACCCUGAGUUUUAAAUGGAGCUGUAUCUACUCACUAGCCGAAAGAGCCUGCAAAUGUAAAGUAAAUGGAUGCUCUUUGUACAUUCAGUUGCUUCCUCACGUGAUGCUGUACCCUGUACACUUGGCUUCAUUUGGCUUCUGUGUUGUGGUUUGUACGCCAGCCACUGUUACUAACUGUACACAACACUUAGAUCUGCACUGUAAUCUUGGUUCAUUUGCCACUGAUUGUAACCCAAUGCUACAGACUUCUCUGUAUAUAAAACCGUAACCAUGUCCCACUUGCUUCCAAUAGCAUACAAUAAAGGCUUAUCUCUGUAAA
Messenger RNA from Athene cunicularia (burrowing owl), 5435 nucleotides. It is a transcript of the gene STRBP, whose product is annotated as spermatid perinuclear RNA binding protein. Gene Ontology annotation, molecular function: double-stranded RNA binding; single-stranded RNA binding. Lineage: Eukaryota; Metazoa; Chordata; Aves; Strigiformes; Strigidae. The transcript has 18 exons. Bases 317 to 2428 code for a protein of 703 amino acids. Gene Ontology annotation, cellular component: precatalytic spliceosome. The record is from RefSeq and is a predicted model, not a curated record.